AUGGAGCCAACGAGUGCAUCGAAGCUUCGUGGUAAAAAUUGGACCAUUGAAGAAGAUGAAGCGUUGUGUACAGCAUGGCUGAAUGUUUCUACGGAUGCAGUGGUCGGUAUAAAUCAAAAUACUGAAAAUUUGUACAAUCGGAUCUACGAGAAUUUCAUCGAAAUAUGCACAGCUAAAGUUGUUUCAUCCAAUCCGGAACUUCGAGCACCGAAAGGUAUCAAGGCCCGCUGGCAUCAAAUUAAUAAAACAGUUUGCAAGUUCGCUGGUUGUAUAGCGCAAAUCACCAACCAGCAGCAAAGCGGAGCAUCACCUGAAGAUAUUUUUAAGCAAGCAUUGACAUUGUUUGCAUCAACGGAACAUUCAUCAUUCUCGCUAAUGCACUGCUUUAAAAUUCUGGAAAGUGCUCCAAAAUGGCAGCAAUACAAUGUAAAGGAAACAUCGAUGAAACGGAAGCUAACAGUUGUAAGUGAAACCAGUUUUGGUGGGAACGAUUAUGGAAAUGGUAAACUACAAACUGGUGAAGAGCGUCCCAAAGGACAAAAAACAUGUAAGCAGCAGCUGAAGCAUCAACACAUGCUGGACUCUACCGCAUAG
This is a messenger RNA of Wyeomyia smithii (pitcher-plant mosquito), 594 nucleotides long. RefSeq lists its product as uncharacterized. The coding region runs from base 1 to 594 and encodes 197 amino acids. NCBI's taxonomy places the organism in Eukaryota, Metazoa, Arthropoda, Insecta, Diptera, Culicidae. The transcript is spliced from 3 exons. The record is from RefSeq and is a predicted model, not a curated record.